Molecule: messenger RNA, 1263 nt
Organism: Mycena indigotica
Lineage: Eukaryota; Fungi; Basidiomycota; Agaricomycetes; Agaricales; Mycenaceae
Exons: 3
Coding region: 1-1263 (420 amino acids)
Source: RefSeq, a predicted model, not a curated record
AUGUCAACAGACCUCUGGUCCACGCUCCCACCAGAAAUUUCAAUCCAGAUCGCCAACCACAAUGCUGAGGAUGUGGACGCUUUACGCGCUAUGCGACUCGUCUCCAAAGAAAUGCGAGACGUCGCGACUAAAGCGUUGUUUUCGGCACUUUACUUCGCCUCCCCGGAUGACAUUCAACGGUGGCUUCUGGCUACCGAGGACCUGCCAUUUCUCGUGAGCGCUGUUCGCAAGCUCAGACUCUCAAUUCCCUUGGAUGGCCCUCCAGCCUUACCGCGCUUAGAAAAUGUGGAAGAGGUGAUCUGGUUUCGCAACCAACCGUGGAACACCGACAUCGCGACCACCUACAUGCAAGAUGUAUUUCCUGCCGCAACCCGCCUAUCCUUUCUUCAUGUCCAGUUUGAAGAUAUAUCACAUGUCACCUCUAUCCUGCGCUCCUCCAAUCCACUCAACAGCCUCACCUUCCAGUACUGCACUCUUGCCUCCUAUGCUCGACCUACUGCAGGGGAUGUUUACCCCAGAGUCGACUGGUCCCAGAUGAAUGUUGCCAGAAUUUGUGGCAAUAGCUUCGGCCUUGAAGCCAAAGCCCUGCCAUUGGCCACCCAACUCUUCUCAAACUCGCGUCCUCUGUCAACUGCACUGCAACAGCUGAGUAUGUUGUUGUGGCGAGAUUUUUACAACGUGUCCAGCGAAGAUAGCAACGGUCUUCCAAUGCAACUGAUUCUUCUCCGAUAUUCAGUACAGUCAUUGACACAUCUCGCUAUCAAUCCAAAUCUCGGCGAACGAUGGGGUUUGAAUGAUAUGCUCAACAGGACCCUCAAACAAUUCCCUCCUUUCGAUGCGCUCUUGGACUUGACCAUUCAUUUCGGGCGGCUGGGCUUCGACUCAUCCCAUGCGGAGGCGUUUUUUGAUGCAUUGCCGCUACUCCCACGGCUCUCGACUUUGCGCUUUGUGUUCCGGCUGACCGGGACACCAGACGAUUACAAGUGGUUCAAAAAUGUGUUCGCCUGGAAGCCUACUGCUUUGACCCAAGCUUCGUUGCAGGAGAGGUGUCCCAAUAUAGCGAAUCUGGUGUGGGUAUUCCGCGUGGCGGAGUAUGUUUACACCCAAUUAGCCGUCACAACAACGCCAUGCACGUCAGACUAUCGGCUGGGCAUUGAACGACUGCUAUCUGGUCGCCUGGAAGAGAUUGGAGUCUGUGAUCUGUUCCCGAUGACCAUCGAGUGGUUGGAUGGGCAGCACAAUCCAUUGAUCAUCGAGGACUGA